Messenger RNA from Symbiodinium sp. CCMP2456, 3012 nucleotides. Lineage: Eukaryota; Dinophyceae; Suessiales; Symbiodiniaceae. The record is from the annotation of a GenBank genome assembly.
AUGCAACUGUCCGAGAUGAAACAGCUGGAGCAGUUGAAGCCUUUGCCUGGGCUUGGAGAGGUCCAGACGCUUUUGGGAGCAGCUCCGGCUUGGAAGUCGGAGCCUCGCUUGGCGACCGCUCUCUUGAGCGCUUUGGCCAAGGUUCAGCGCUGGGAUGUCGCAGUGCGAGUUUUGCAGGUGAUGCGCGCUUGCACGGUCGAGACGAAUGUGUUCCACUUCACUUCCGCCGUGGCUGCCUGCGAGAAGGGGAAAGCAUGGCAUCUGGCGGUAGAUAUUUUUCAAAGCAUGUCUCAGGUUGGAAUCUUGCCGAAUGAGGUGACUUACAACAGUGCCAUCGGCGCAUGUGAAGGCUGGUCGUGGGCGACAGCAAUACACCUGCUCGAUGGGAUGCACAGGGUACUGAGCUGCAGCCAGACCAGCUAUAAUAUAUGCAUGAAUGCCUGCUCGAGGGUGUGGCACGUGGCCGUCAGUUUUCUGAGGUCCAUGACAGAAGUCGGGGUUCUGCCAAAUGUGAUCAGCCGCAGCUGCGCCGUUCAUGUCGGGAGCCCCUGGGAUGUGGCCUUUCAUCUCCUUGGGCAGACGAGCAGCGAUCCGAUUGCAUUCAGUGCUUUGGCGACUCGGGGACCCUGGGUUUACGCUCUGGAGCUCUUCGAGAAUCUCCGUUUCCUUCGACUUCGCAUCGAUGCCGUGCUCUGCCACCAUGUGGCAACCGCCUGCCGAGCGACCGGAAGCAGGGUUGGCAGUUGGCAGCAUGCGGUGCAUAUCUGCCACUCCAUGAGCGACAUCGCCCUCCUGCAAAAUGCGGUCAGCUACAACUGUUCCAUCAUCGCCUGUGCGGAUGGUGGAAACUCUCAGCUGGCAGCAAUGCUUCUUCAGCAGAUGCUGAAGGCUCAUCUUCGUGCCAGUCUAUUCAGCUACAACAGUCUGGCCUUUGCUCACCAGAGAUGCGAUGCCUGGGAGAAGUCAAUGGACCUACUGGCCCAGAUCUCGCAGGUUUCCAUCCGGGCAAAUGCGAUGAGCUUUUCGAGUGUCGGUCGCUGGACGGUGUCGCUGGAGCAGCUCCAACACAUGCACUGCAAGCAGUUGAAGAGGGAUUCCAUCAACUGGAGCCUUGCAGCAGCCAGCUGUGAUCAGGUCUCCGCCUGGAAGUCAGCACUACAACUGUGUCACGGAGGACCUGCUACGGAGAUCUGCAGCGCCGCAAUCACCUCUUGUGAGAAGCAAAGUCGCUGGAGGCAUGCACUGGCACUACUCAGGCUCAUCGAGCCGGACAUGAUCAGCUUCUGGGCUGCAAACCGUCGUUUCAGCUUUGUUUUGGAGCUGCAAUCGCUGCCUGUGCAAAUGCUGUCCGACAACGGUCCAUACUUUUUUUGGGAUGACGGCGUAUGCAGCAAAGCUGAUCAGAUCAGCCACCUGGGGAACAUGGCAUCCAGCUUCAGCCCAUUAGAAUGUUUGGCCGUGUGUCUCGCAGCGUGUCUGGCCCGACAUGUCUCGCAGAUCUUGGCCGAGCCAAUGGCCUGGAAUCAGGCGCCAGUGAAAGUCACCACUCUUCCCAACGGGGUCAGGGUGGCAACUAAGGAGACCUUUGCCGAGACCGCCUCUGUUGGCGUCUAUCUGGAUGCUGGCGUGCGGGAUGAGACGAAGGACACUCGAGGUGCCACGUAUUUGUUGGAACAACUCUCCCUCACUGGCACGAGCAAGAGGCCCAUGGCCAAGCUUGAGGCAGAGAUUGAGUCUCUCGGGGCGACCUUGGACUUGAGCUAUGGUCGAGAGCAUUCCGCCUUCAACAUGACUAUGUUCAAGGGCGACGUCGCGCAGGGCGUCGACAUUCUGGCAGACAUGGUCACUGCUCCUGCCCUGGGCAACCUGGCCAAAGAGAAGCAGGGGAUCCUGCGCAAGCUCGAGGAAGCAGAGCAGCCAACUCGCCAAGUUAUUGAUGACAGGCUUCAUGCAUGUGCCUUCCGCGACUACUCUCUGGGAUUCUCCACAGUUGGGCCGUUUGAAGGCAUUGAGACGCUGUCUCAGGAGCAACUGAAAAAGCACCAUGAGACCAACUUCACAGCUGACAAGAUGGUUCUUGCAGCUUCUGGCGCCGUGAAGCACGAGGAGCUUGUCAAGCUGGCAGAGAAAGCUCUCGGCGGUGUCAAGGCUGGCCCUCCCCGGGUGUACACCACCAAGCCUUACUUCUGUGGUGCACAGCUCCUCUACCGCAACGAUGAGAUGGGGCCUCUGGCUUAUAUCUCGACUGGUUGGGAGGCAGUUCCCUGGAAGAGUCCGGAUGCCGUCACUUUCAUGGUGAUGCAGGCGAUUAUUGGCACCUACAAGAAGAACGCUGGGCUGGUUCCCGGCAGCAUUUCCGGAAACCGUGUCACAAACGCCGUGGCCAACAAGAUGGGCGUGGGUUGCGCCGAGGAGUAUGAGGCCUUCAUGCACUUCUACAAAGACACCGGCGUGUUCGGCUGGUACAUCGUCUGCGAUGAGGUCGCUGUAGAGCAUGCCAUCGGCGAGCUGAUGUUUGGCUGCAACUUGCUGUCCUUCUCCGUGACUGAUGAGGAGGUGGAACGAGCAAAGCGAGAACUGAAAGCCACCCUGGUCAACGGCUCUGGCAGCACUCGGGACAGCUGCAACCAGGUGGGCAAGGAAGUCUUGGCCUACGGCCGGGGUGUUCCUCCUGCGGAGAUGAUGCUCCGAAUCGAUGCUGUUGAUGCUGAGGAGGUCAAGCGAGUCGCGUACAAGUACCUGAACGAUCAGGAGAUCUCCGUGACGGCCCUCGGCCCACUGCAUGGGAUGCCAGAGCUCUACAUCAUGCGCCAGGCCGAGUUUUUUUCUAACCUGGCGGCUGCAUGGCCUUCUGGGUCCUGUGAUAUGCACCUGGCAGAGUCGCCCAUGAUUCGGUUCCGCGAUGGGAGCCGGAUGGCCAUGAUGAGACUCAGACGUGAAGAGACGCAGAUCCUGACUUUUUGGUUCCUCUGUUCUAGUGGUAACGCGAUGUCCAGGACUUGUGGCACGUAG